AUGGCGACUGAGUCAGCAGUAAUGGCAGAUUUUCUUUUUGACUCCAACAACAUUAUAACCUUCUGUGAGCAUUUUGAAAAAGAAGAUCCGGAAGACCACACCGACACUUUGCUGGAAAUCAAGCUUGAGGAUCUCAAUGCACGAUGGGAAAGGUUACAACUUUCAUAUCGAAAGGUCUGCCUUACUGACGAAAAAUAUGUUCCCACCGACUUCAAAGAAGAGGCGGGUAACAAAUUCCAAUUAUGUACUGAUGGGUUUUACAUCUGCAAAUCUCACAUUCUGGAUCAGCUCAAACUUGUUCAAGGAAGCUCAUCCAAUCCAGCUAACACUUCCCAGCAAGCCAACCUAACCCGUCAUUCCAUGUCGUUCGUCGACAACGCUAUACCAUGUAUCAAGGUUCCACCAUGUGAUACCCAAAUUUUCUAUGGAAGCUAUGAGGACUGGCCCGCCUUUCGUGACAUGUUCACGGCGGUGUAUCUCAACCAUCCCAAGCUAACACAGGCACAAAAACUCUAUCACUUGCGAAACAAAACUCGCGGUAAGGCUGGCUCCAUAGUAAAGCACUACACCUUGUGCGAUGAAAAUUUCCCUCUUGCUUGGGAAGCGUUAAGAGCUCGUUUCGAAAACAAACGCAUCCUAAUCGACAAACAGCUGAAAACGCUCUUCAACUUGCCGUCUGCUAAUUCCGAGAAUAGCGAAGCGAUUCAAAGAAUCCAAAAUACCAUAAACGAUUGUCUUUCGUGCCUAAAGUCUCAAGGAGUUUCAGUUUCCGAUUGGGACCCAAUCCUAAUCUAUCUAUGUUCCACCAAGCUCCCAGAUGAGACGCUUUCACUCUGGGAACAAUCUCUGAAAUCUCGUAAAGAGCUCCCCAACUGGUCCCAAAUGGACGAAUUUCUAACCAGUCGGUACGAAGUGGUGGAGCGUUUAUACGGGUAUAAAAUUACGAAGGCGCGAAACUCAUUCCCCCAAAAAAUUCCAGCGAAGAUUCAAUCAUAUCAUUCGCAAGAACAACUUUCGUUCAAAUGUAAGCUGUGCAAUAACAGCCACACCCUUAAGUUCUGCUCUGAGUUCAAAAAACUCAACGUUCAAGAACGUACCAGGUUCGUAGAACAAAAUGGUUAUUGUACCAAUUGCUUGGCUUACAAUCAUAUUUUAAAUGAUUGCUCCAGUGCAUUCCGAUGUUUUCAUUGCAAAAAGAACCACCACACCAUGUUGCAUCCUACCUCAACUACCAAAUCGAUUCCCAAAACACCUAGUAGGAACAACAACUUCAAACCACCAAAAAAUCAACCACCUCAAGGGUCAAAGUCUUCUAAAAAUGCAACAUCUUUGCUGCUAACUCAAUCAUCCGAACCUUCAUCCAGUAAGUCAAGACAUCCGAUCUUUGACAUUACCGAAGACAAUACCCUACCUGAGGAAUCUCCUACUUCUCUAGCAGAUAAAACAUCGAAUAUCCAAGCCAAUUUUUCUACCAACAAUGAAACAACAUUGCUUCCUACAGCCCAAGUGCACAUCGAGCACUUGGGUGAAUUCUAUACCCUCAGAGCCUUAAUCGAUCAAGGUUCUCAAAAAACCUUUAUUUCUGAAAAGAUUCAAAAUCGAUUAAAACUUCCAACUAAUCGAGAAAACUUUUCUAUAACUGGUAUGGGCGGUAAGAUAGUGGAAAACGCAACUCGCGUGUGCCACAUUACUCUCGUGGCGAAACGAAAUAACAUUCGCAUCAAUACCAAAGCGAUUAUCCUCCACAAACUUACCAGUUUCCUACCGACCUUCCAAAUGAAGAAACCAGAUUUAUCCGAACUCAGGGAUCUGGACCUCGCCGAUCCAUAUUUCUUCAAACCAUCGCAGAUCGACCUAGUAAUAGGCAGCGAUCUUAUACCAGAAAUCCUACUCCCGGGAGUCAAACAUAAAAUUCUUGGUAGUCUUCUUGCGCAAAAUACCAUAUUCGGAUGGUAUCUGAGUGGGCCUUUAAAAAUCACCGAAUUUUCAACUUUUCAUACUUACGUAAUGGAAGAUACUAGCGAAAACCUCAAUUCUCAAUUAAAGCGAUUUUGGGAAUUAGAGGAAGUCUCAGAAACACAUCCACCCUCAGCCGCGGAUGAGUUUUGUGAAAAGCUUUACCAAGAUACCACUUAUCGACAAAGCGAUGGACGGUAUGUAGUUCGGCUACCCUUUAAAUCAGAGUUUCCAUCCAAGCUUGCACUCGGUCCAUCUCGGACCCAAGCGAUGAAGCAAGCCAUACGAAUGGAGCAUAUGCUCAAUAAAAAGCCUGAUCUUAAGGAAGAGUAUAGCCGUGUUUUAGAGGAAUAUUUAUCACUUGACCAUAUGAAACCCAGUUCUCCCGAUGAAAUCCACGAAAAUUCUAAUUAUCGCUCGUAUUAUCUACCCCACCAUUCCGUCGUUAAACCAGACAGUAAAUCCACCAAAGUUCGAGUGGUAUUUAACGCGUCCAAACCAUCUGCGUCUGGAGUUUCUCUUAACGACAUUCUUCAUAUCGGUCCUACCUUGCAAACAGAUCUGAUGUUCGUAAUCUUGAAUUGGCGUUUGUACAAAUACGUUUUUAACGGAGAUAUUCAAAAAAUGUACCGCCAGAUUCUGUUACACGAAGAUGAUCAACAAUAUCAACGAAUUCUCUUUCGAAGAAAAAACGACAUCAAACUCACUGAUUUCGCAUUGCAAACCGUCACUUUCGGAGUCAAUUGCGCGCCGUAUCUGGCUAUCCGCACGCUCCACCAGUUGGCCAAGGAUUCUAAAGAUUCCCAUCCUUUGGCCAAGAGAAUUCUGACUGAAGAAACGUAUGUCGAUGAUAUACUCACAGGUGGACAUGAUAUUCAAACUUGUCUUACGGCACAAUCUCAGAUAAUCAAAUGCUUGCUCUCAGCUGGGUUUCCUCUAAAGAAAUUAACAGCUAAUCAUCCAGAACUUCUUAGACAUAUUUCAACUGAAGAUUUGCUUGAUUCGGAGUUUCUGAAAAUUGAUUCCUCCAGUUCUACCAAGACUCUUGGCAUUAGAUGGAACGCUUUAAAUGACGCCUUCUCUUACUCCAUCGAGCCUAUUAAGCCAACUACAG
Molecule: messenger RNA, 3070 nt
Organism: Rhagoletis pomonella (apple maggot)
Lineage: Eukaryota; Metazoa; Arthropoda; Insecta; Diptera; Tephritidae
Exons: 1
Biological process (GO): proteolysis
Molecular function (GO): aspartic-type endopeptidase activity
Source: RefSeq, a predicted model, not a curated record